UCUGUAAGCGGCCCGUUAAUUCUGCUGGCAAAUGUUUUUGUAGUGGUAUUUUUAUUGACAAGUAACAAUUUGACAUAUUUGUGUAAACUUUACCAAAAACCGUAAAAAAAUGUUUAAUGUCUCAAACAUAUACUUAAACACAUAGACUAGUAUCCCAAAAUGAAACUGGGCACAAGAUCAUAAUAUGGAAUUGAAAGUUUGGGUUGAAGGAAUUCAACGUAUCGUUUGCGGAGUAUCGGAGUCCACCACAUGUCAGGAUGUAGUUUUUGCGUUGGCCCAUGCGACUGGCAAAUCGGGCAGGUUCACGCUCAUCGAAAGGUGGCGGAACAACGAGCGACAACUCGCCCCCAAUGAAAACCCCAUGAAGAUUUUGAUGAAGUGGGGCGAAUAUUCGAGCGAUGUCCAGUUCAUUUUACAAUACAGUGACAGCAACAAGAACAUGGUGACUCAGAAACCAAAGUCAAAUAGCAGCACACCAACUCACUCAGUCACCUCACACAGUGCAGGCACCGAUUCACCUGAGAGAAUGAGAGAGCUGCAGAAAACACAAAUGUACAGUAUGACCCACCUCGGCCACUUGGCGAGUCCAGACAACAUAGGGGUGGUGAAGGGGGUGCAACAGGUGCGACCGUCGCCCCUGGAAGUGCGCGAGUGUCGCAACUCGCCGCACUCGUCACCCAAGAAAGGGGAUCAUCCGGACACCGGACCGCCCUCUCGUAUAGCCCCCCCGUACAAAGACCCUCCCCAACCUCCGCCAUACAGAGACCCACCCCCGCCGACCGCCUCUAACCAUCACGAAAAAUACAAACGCAACAUUCUUCAGGAAAAUAUUAAGCCGUUGGUGAACCACGCGAAGAGUAUGUCGCAGGACAGCGUCGAUUACAGGGGCAAGACGCAGGAAAACGUUUUGUACAACGCUCAGUACAGAGAACUGAUCGCCCUCAUCAACUACCAAAGAGAGAAGCUCUCAAAUCAACAGGCUGACUUAACUAAAUACGACGCAGAAAUCGUGUUUUGGGAAGGCAAAGAACGCGAGAAACAAAUGCAGUUGGACUAUCUGGCACAGGAAAUACUGUCUGUGUCAAAUGAAAGCAAAACCAAUCAGGAUCAGAUUCAGGCUUUGAAUUACAUAGAAGAGGAGAGCGAAAUUGUGAAACAACAGGAGAAAACGCUCAAGUCGGAAAUAACCUUGUUACGUUCCAAACUGGCUAACUGCGAGACGGAACUGUUGCAGUGCAAAAAUAAAAUAAGGUUGGUUAUGGACGAGCUGCAGAUGGAACAACGGGCGCAGUGCCGGAGAAGCGAAUCAAGAAAGCAGUUGGAACGUAGCCUUUUGGCGGAAGUGGAGCGACUGCAGAAGGACAUCGAAUUGGCGAAACAGAGCACCGAACUGCACCACUUGACCGCCGAGACGUUGAAGAAAGAGGUGGCCGCGUUGGAAACGGCCAUUAUUGAGAAGAAGAAACAGGUGGAGCACCUCGUGUCCGAGAUGAAGGAGGCCAACUUGGAGUCGCUGAGCAUCGCACCGCCCGAAGACGUACGACAAAUCCUGGAGGGUCCGACCAAGGCAGGCACGACACGGAAGAUGAUCGGGUCGCCGAGGCAGUUGGAGAACGCGGUGCCGACCAAUAAGAACCCGCACGGCGUUUGGGUCUGACUUACACGCGUUUCUUAGGAUGUCAUGUAGAUGCUAGUUUAACUAGAAUUAGUUUACGUGCCGUUAUAUUAUGAUCUGUAGAUUGAAAUUAUUGAGUUAUUUUUAGUAUUAGCACGUUUGGUCGGGUAAAAUGGAUCACUUUGUUGUUGAUUUGGAUUAUCUGGCUUGAUUAAUGUUGUGAUAUAACUUGUACUCAAUGUUUUAACCACCUUGCAGUAGGUAAAGUUAGAAUAAGAUUUAUCUGUUUUCAAGUCUGAUAUGAUAGUUUAUAAAAUUCGCCAUUGUUAGAGUUUAAGAGAAUUGUAUAAUAGAAUUGUUGCAGAGAUUUAAAAUAUUCUUUGGACAAUGCCUUAAAACCGCAUGAUUAUUUAUGUUAUUUAUUUGUUAAGGGGUUUGAAUGGGAAUUGAAUAUAUCUGAAAAUUUUGUUAUAUGUACUUAAAUAUGUUUUUCUAGAUUUUAUUUUUAUUUAUGCACAUUUUUUAUUACUUUUUUUUACAUUACACUGCCAUAAUUUAUAUUCAUGAGUUUAAUAAAUGUACAUCACAUCUUCAA
Molecule: messenger RNA, 2210 nt
Organism: Aethina tumida (small hive beetle)
Lineage: Eukaryota; Metazoa; Arthropoda; Insecta; Coleoptera; Nitidulidae
Gene: RASSF8
Product: ras association domain-containing protein 8
Exons: 8
Coding region: 185-1657 (490 amino acids)
Biological process (GO): signal transduction
Source: RefSeq, a predicted model, not a curated record